Molecule: messenger RNA, 876 nt
Organism: Paramecium tetraurelia
Lineage: Eukaryota; Ciliophora; Oligohymenophorea; Peniculida; Parameciidae
Exons: 3
Biological process (GO): regulation of DNA-templated transcription
Cellular component (GO): nucleus
Molecular function (GO): ubiquitin protein ligase activity
Source: RefSeq, a predicted model, not a curated record
AUGAAAUAAUAAAAUAUAGCUAUUGAAGAAGAACUUCGAGAAGCAAGGUUCGCAGGUUAUUAAUAAAUUAAAAACAAAUUCUUGUCUAAAUUUAGAAAAAAACAAAGUCUGGAAGUUUAUAAUUAGAUCAGAAAGAAUCGUACAUAUUUAAAUAAAAAGCAAGCAUUUUAAUUAAGCCAAGAAUUUCAUGAAAAUGAAUUAAAAUGUAAAUUGUGCAAAGAUUACUACAUUAAAUUUACAAUUGCCUAAUGUGGGCAUUCAUUUUGUUAUUAUUGCAUAUUUGAACAUUUACUUAAAUCUCACAAAUGCCCAUGUUGCCAUAACAUUUUGAAAGGCUUACAAUUCAUCUAUUGUAAGACAAUAGAUUAAUUUAUUCAGAAUAGCAAAUUGCUUUAAAAUAAUUAACCCAUACUCAACCGAAAAAAGGAAUUUAAAGAAUGGAAAAAGAAAAAGAAACUCACCAAUUUUAAAUUAGGAGACUCUUUAGAUAUUCUAGAUACUGAACAUAUCUGGUGUGUCGGAUAGAUAAUCAAUAUCAGGAACCAAAAGGAAAUGCUUGUUCAUUACAAAGGAUGGGACAAGGUCUAUGAUGAAUACAUUUCAAUCUCCUCACCACGUUUGUCUCCCUUGGGACUAUUCACUGAUAGGACUGAUAUUUUACUUUAUUAAUCCAGUCCAAAUGAUAAUGCCAUGUCUAAUUAUAUCAGACAGAUUGAAGAGAACGAUUAAUUAAAUUAUUUGAUAUUAUAGCAACAAACAUCAAAUUCAAACAUUAUUUUAGCCAUCGAAUCGCCCACUAAUAAUACAUUAUCAAGUCUAUUAUAACUAGUUGUCAUCAUCAGAGAAAUACAUGAUGAAUUUCAUAAUGAUUCAUGA